This is a messenger RNA of Fusarium vanettenii 77-13-4, 585 nucleotides long. RefSeq lists its product as uncharacterized. The transcript has 2 exons. The annotation marks the transcript as partial. NCBI's taxonomy places the organism in Eukaryota, Fungi, Ascomycota, Sordariomycetes, Hypocreales, Nectriaceae. The record is from RefSeq and is a predicted model, not a curated record.
AGCUCUUCUUCGUCAAACCCCUUGUACUUUUGGCGUGAGACGGAUCCUGUCUCGGGAUACCUCUCGCAGUGGUACUACUGUCCCUUUCGCGAUGACGGAGAUGAAAAGAAGACGUACAAGACAGCCGAGCACUACAUGAUGCAUCACAAAGCCCUCCUCUUCAACGACGAAAAAGUCGCCCUGCAGAUCCUCCGCGCUGGACACCCCCGCGAGGUAAAGUCCUUAGGCCGCAAGGUCUCCAACUUUGACGAGGCCACCUGGAACGCGCACCGCCGCGAGAUUGUGCGCCGCGGCAACCUGCUCAAGUUUACAAAUGCCGUCUCCGAGGAGGGGUUUCAGAAGGGUACGCCCGCCAAGGGUAAGAGCGCGGUUAAGCGUAAGUAUGAGCCCAUUGAGGGGUCGCUGCGUGAGAUGCUGCUAAGCACGGGAGAGAGAGAGAUUGUUGAGGCGAGUCCGUUUGAUAGGAUUUGGGGGAUUGGGUUCAAGGCGGCUGAUGCGGAGGCUGCGAGGGAGAGUUGGGGGCAGAAUUUGCUGGGGUUGGAGUUGAUGGAGGUGAGGAGGAUUUUGAGAGAGCAAGGUGAGGAG